Melitaea cinxia (Glanville fritillary) is the source of this 1761-nucleotide messenger RNA. RefSeq names its product piggyBac transposable element-derived protein 4-like. Bases 1 to 1761 code for a protein of 586 amino acids. The transcript has a single exon. The record is from RefSeq and is a predicted model, not a curated record. NCBI's taxonomy places the organism in Eukaryota, Metazoa, Arthropoda, Insecta, Lepidoptera, Nymphalidae.
AUGUCCAUUAUUGAUAAUACGUGUGAUUUUGAAUUAUCGUUGGUAGAUCUGCAAGCAAUUGACGAACUAGAAAAACAACUGACUCAAAGAGAUUCCCCGCUGUUAGAAAUUCCAUGUUGUAGUGAAAAUUGUGACGAUACAGAAGUAAUUUUUCAUAGUCGAGGAAACAGGAAGAGACGGUAUGUGAUAGAAAGUGGUGACGAAGAAGAAAACCCAGAACAGCAGGUUAGCACAAGGCUUGAGACCGAUUUAUGGUAUGAACCAGCGGGUAAGCAAAGAAGAAUUAUACCUUUCACAGAGUGCCCUGAUUUGAAACCUUAUAGUUUGAGAAAUACGAUGGCAAAAUCCAAACCAGAGGAUUUCUAUUGUUUGUUAGUUCCGGAUAGUGUGUUUCAUGAUAUAGCUAUGGAAACCAACCGAUUUGCUGCUCAGACAAUUACUAAACAUAGUUCAAAAAAUCAACUAAAACGAGGAUCGCGACUGCUUAGUUGGACUGAUACAAACCAAGACGAGAUCAAAAGGUUUUUUGGUUUGAUUUUAUAUAUGGGCUUAGUUAGAUUGCCUAAGCUAGCAGAUUAUUGGUCAACAGACCCCCUGAUUUGCCAAUCUUUCCCGCGUUCGGUUAUGUCUCGUAACAAUUUUGAAAUUUUGUUACGAAUGGUACAUUUUUCUAACAACGAUAACCAAAGAUACGGCGACCGUCUGUUCAAAAUACGUGAAUUGGUAAAUACUUUGAAUCUCAACUUUGAAACAUAUUACUAUCCUCAUGAAAAUCUCUGUAUUGAUGAGUCUCUGGUACCAUUUCGGGGUCGCAUUAUAUUCCGACAAUAUAUCAAAUUGAAGAGGCACAAAUAUGGAAUUAAAGUUUUUAAAUUAUGUACUAAUCCAGGAUACACUAUAAAAUAUCAAAUAUAUGCGGGAAAGAGAGGUGAGACUGAAACUACAACCCCAACCAAUGUUGUGAUGUCACUUAUGGAAGGAUAUCUUCAAAAAGGUCAUACAUUAUAUACCGAUAACUGGUAUACCAGUACUGAUCUUGGACGCAAAUUGUUGGACAAAGAAACGCAUCUUGUGGGCACUUUACGUAAAAAUAGAAAAUAUUUGCCUAAAGAUGUUAUAAACGGAAAUAUAAAAAAAGGAGAGUUUAGAGCUAAAGAAAAUGAAGAUGGCAUUACUUGUAUGAAAUGGAAGGAUAAAAGGGAUGUUUAUUUACUGUCUACGAAACAUUCUAUUGGAUUUACAAGGACUUACAAAAGAGACAAAGAAAUGAUAAAACCAAAAAUUGUAGUCGAUUAUAACAAAGCAAAAUCUUCUGUAGACCUAUCUGAUCAGAUGAUCGCAUACUCAUCACCACUGAGAAAAACUGUAAAAUGGUACAGAAAACUUGCUGUUGAACUGUUGUUGAACACUGCAUUACUCAAUUCUUACAUAAUUUAUAAAGAAACCACAAAGUCAAAAAUAGGGAUAGUAGAAUAUAGGAAAAAAUUGUGCAAAAAUCUAACAGGAUCGGGUAAAGAAAACAGUAAUCCUGACAUGCCAUUGACAAGAAAUAGGAGGCAAAAGCAUGAGCUAAAAAAGAAAGAAGGACCUGUUAAAAAAACUAGAAAGUACUGUUCGCGGUGUUAUAAAGUAAAUGUUCAAACAAUAGACAGAAAUUAUGCUAGAAAGAAGACUAAGCAAGUGAAUACUUAUUGCCCACAAUGCCCUAAUGAACCACAUUUUUGCCUAUCUUGUUUCAACGAGGAACAUAAAACAAUGUAA